Molecule: messenger RNA, 6518 nt
Organism: Harpia harpyja (harpy eagle)
Lineage: Eukaryota; Metazoa; Chordata; Aves; Accipitriformes; Accipitridae
Gene: GALNT3
Product: polypeptide N-acetylgalactosaminyltransferase 3
Exons: 11
Coding region: 398-2293 (631 amino acids)
Cellular component (GO): Golgi apparatus
Source: RefSeq, a predicted model, not a curated record
GUUUACAAAGUUGUAUUCCAGCUAGGCGUUCUGGGCUGCUGCUGCUCUGAAUUUCUUCAGCCUAUUGUGUUAUCAUCCAGUUCCAGCUUCUGAUUUUUCUGUAAUAAUCACUGGGGCAGAUUAUGUCCAGUCUUUGCUAGAAUAAUCUGUGCCCUUAAUGUUUCUAAAACUAAGACUCUGGAACUGAAUACAUUCAGUAUUCCUCUUAAAACUUACUUUUUUUCAGGAGUAGAACCACAUUUCUACUGGCUGAGCUUCAAAGAAUGUACCCAGAGGAACAGUAUCUGGGUUUGUGAAUCUAUUUCUUUUAGGUGUUAUAAUUUCAAGAAAUGCUGUGAUCUAUUUGAAGAACAUAAUCCACAAAACUUUUGUCUUGUGAUAAUUUUUUAAAACUAGAAUGGCUUUGAAAAAAACACCUAAACUAUUCAAGAAAUUAUUUUUUCACUGGAAACUUUGGAAGUUUAGCAUUAUUGUGUUUGUCUUUCUGGUAUUUUUAUUUUUAUUACAAAAAGAAGUGGGUGUUCAAGAUUUUAAAGAAGAAGCAGGGAUUGAGCCAGUUGUUGGGAAGAAAAGUCAUGUGUUAGGUCUCAUGUUAAAUGCUAUGAACAAUAUCAAAGGUGCAAAGCCAAAAAUGCAGAUAAAAGCACCUGUUAGGCAAACUAAGAUUACUGGAGAGACACGCUGUUUGCCAGGACACUAUACUGCAGUGGAACUAAAACCCUUUCUAGAUCGACCCCUUCAGGAUCCUAAUGCUCCUGGAGCUUCUGGUAAAGCAUUUAAACCCAUCAACUUAAAUUCAGAAGAACAGAAAGAAAAACAGCGUGGAGAAGAAAAACAUUGUUUCAAUGCAUUUGCAAGUGAUAGGAUUUCUUUACACCGAGAUCUUGGACCAGACACUCGACCUCCUGAGUGUAUUGAACAAAAGUUCAAGCGUUGCCCGCCAUUGCCAACCACAAGUAUUAUAAUAGUUUUUCAUAAUGAAGCAUGGUCCACUCUGCUCAGAACUGUUCACAGUGUGAUGUACACAUCUCCUGCCAUACUGCUAAAGGAGAUUAUUUUGGUGGAUGAUGCCAGUGUAGAUGAAUACUUGCAUGAUAAACUAGAUGAAUAUGUGAAACAAUUUCAAAUAGUUAAAGUAGUCCGUCAAAAGGAGAGAAAGGGUCUAAUCACUGCACGGUUGUUGGGAGCUUCAGCAGCAACAGGAGAGACCCUCACCUUUCUGGAUGCUCACUGUGAAUGCUUUUAUGGCUGGUUAGAGCCAUUAUUGGCAAGAAUAGCUGAGAACCCUGUUGCUGUUGUAAGCCCUGAUAUUGCUUCUAUCGAUCUCAAUACUUUUGAAUUCAGUAAACCAUCUCCUUAUGGGCACAGCCACAACAGAGGAAAUUUUGACUGGAGUUUGUCAUUUGGAUGGGAGUCUCUUCCUAAACAUGAAAAUAAAAGAAAAGAUGAAACCUAUCCAAUUAGAACACCUACUUUUGCUGGAGGUCUCUUUUCAAUAUCAAAAGACUACUUUGAACACAUUGGAAGCUAUGAUGAAGAAAUGGAAAUAUGGGGAGGUGAAAAUAUAGAAAUGUCUUUCAGAGUAUGGCAAUGUGGUGGACAGUUGGAGAUCAUGCCUUGCUCUGUUGUUGGCCAUGUCUUUCGCAGCAAGAGUCCCCAUACUUUCCCAAAAGGUACUCAAGUGAUCACACGUAAUCAAGUCCGCCUUGCAGAAGUGUGGAUGGAUGAAUAUAAAGAAAUAUUUUACCGAAGAAACACAGAGGCAGCAAAAAUUGUGAAACAAAAAACAUUUGGAGACAUUUCAAAAAGACUUGAUUUAAGGCAGCGUCUGCAGUGUAAAAAUUUUACGUGGUAUCUCACUAAUGUUUAUCCAGAAGCAUAUGUGCCAGACCUGAAUCCAUUGUUUUCUGGAUAUUUAAAAAAUACAGGUAACCGCAUGUGUCUGGAUGUUGGUGAAAAUAACCACGGUGGCAAACCAUUGAUUAUGUAUUCUUGUCAUGGACUUGGAGGAAAUCAGUACUUUGAAUAUUCUGCACACCAUGAAAUUCGACAUAACAUUCAGAAGGAACUUUGUCUGCAUGCUUCUAAAGGACCUGUGCAUCUUCGCGAAUGUAACUACAAAGGCCGGAAAACCUUCGCUGUUGGAGAAGAGCAAUGGCUGCAUCAAAAGGAUCAAACUCUGUACAAUGCAGCACUACAUAUGUGCCUUACAGGAAACGGAGAGCAUCCGAGUUUGGCAUCCUGUAAUCCUUCAGACCCCUUCCAGAAGUGGAUCUUUGGCCAGAACAAUUAAGAUUUGAUAUUUAUAGGCCAGAAGCAUUUUUAUUAAAAGAAAAGAUCCAUUCUAAACUGUGAUCAUAUAUGUAUACUGCAUUUUUAAGUGAUGCAUACUUUAAAUGCAAAAUGUUUAAAGUUUCUUUUCCCUCUUACUUAAGUUGGAUGUAAAAUGUGUCAUCCGAGAUUCCCUAGGAGUCUGUUAUACCAAAGAUGAUUGAGAUCCAAAUUAAGAAAAAUGUUUACAAUAUUUCUAUGAUAAGACUUUAUAUAUUGACCACUGAUUCAUGGAUCCUAUAGUCCUCUUUCACCUUGGGGACCAUAUGUAUAUUGUUUUUCCACAUACUGUAAGUACUUCUGAAGACUAGUUUUCUCUGUAGAAUUAUGAGAAAUUAUUGUAUACUGUCUAAAAACCAAGACACUUUAUAUGUAUAUUUUUAUGCUCAAUUGGUUGACUAAUUUUUAUUUUUUUUUAAUCAUUUACUCACUGCACCUUUCUCAGUAUUUUUUAAGUUCAUUCACUUGAAAAAUUAAAUAUUUUACCUUCAGGUUAAAGCCAAGUAGGUUACCAUACAGUGCUCAGCUUCUAGCAAGUCAAUUCUUCUUUUGUAGAAGAAAAAAAUCAUUCUUACUGAAAUUUGUAUGUAUGAUUAUUUUAAUGGAAAAUCUGAUUAUUCUGACAUUAAUCUCCUUUUGUUAGCCAAAACUUUUUGUAUAGGUUUUCUAUAUUUCAUGAACUUUAAAAUUUAUUAUGAAGUUAUAUAGGAAUAGAUUUCCAAGCUGCUUAACAUUAACACGUUUUUUCAGCAUUUUGUUCAUUACUGCUUUUAAAUUACAUGUUAUCUACUAAACCCACUUUUUUGGCUAGCUUUUAGUGAUUUAUGCAAUGUUUAGCUAACAGGUUCCUAAUGUUAUCUGUACGUAAUUUCUUGUGCGAAUAUUUGCAUGUUCGUUUUUUUUUUUUCCUUGUUGUUGCUGUUUCCCCCUUUUUUUACAAAGGACUGACCUCAGUUUUAUCAGUCCAAGUGAGACCUUGGCCUUCCUAACUAUUCUGCUAGCCCUUUUAAUGAAAUAUUGUAUUCUUGUAAGCAUCCACAAGUAUACUUCAAUAGGUCAUGCAGAGCUAUGACUUCAUAAAUAGUCUUCCUUUGAUUAAGUAUUUAAAAACAUACAUAUAUAUUUCUUUGGUUAUUUUACUGGAUGCAUAGUUGUUAAACACCCUCCAGUUGGUCUUCCCUUGCAAACACCAAUCAUGCCCAUUUUCUGACUGUGAUUAUCUUAGGCCUUCACACAAGAAAUGUGCUCUUUAGGAACAGAGAUAUACGCUUACUUGAAAAUGUCUACUUCAGGGUAUGAAUGUGAGAUUAAUGACCAUCCGGCCCUUAAAGCAUCUAAGAUCACAUAAAAUUGCACUUUAAUAAGGCAAACUCUAUUUCAUAAUAAAAUUUUAUAUUCUUAUCUGGAGAAGAGUUAAUUGGUUUAUGCAAAUUAUGGAGGUUUAAAAAUAACCUUAAAUUUGCAUGUGUUAUGAUAUGGGAGGAAAACGGCUAUGAAAUUAAAAUAAUAAACUUCUAGGAAGGGAAGGAAGCAGCAGAAUAAAGACAAGGAAAAGACUUACUGUUGUCUAGAAGUGCCAGUGUUAUUAAGUAAGGAUGGGAAACAUCAAAGGUAGAAAGGUACUUAGACUUUGCAUCUUGUUGAAAGAAUUGUGUUGAACAUCUAUAGUAUCUAUUCAAAUGGAAGAAAAUAGGAGAUAUAAUAGCAACCAGCUUAGUAAUGAACUCUUUAAUCAUCUGAAUCUCAAGAAAGGUGCACAUAACAGUGGAAAGUUGAGCAAUAAGAUCAGGUGUAGUUAGAUGCAGCUAGUAACUGUAUUUUAGGAAAUGCUUAGUAUUUCCUUUAAGUACUGUACUCAUAAGAGGAGGGUGAUUAAGGAAAAUUUCAUGGCUGCCAAAAGAAAAUAAAAUUCAAAUUUUUAAAGUGAAGAUAAAGAAAAAUAUUUGGCUGUAUGAUCAAAAAUAAAGCUGAGAAUAGAUUUGAAGGGCUGGGUAUUAAAGAUUGAAUAGGACAAAAUACACUAAUAUUAAAUUUGUCCUUUUGUCCUGGUAAAUAAACAAUAUAAUUACAUAUAAAUAGUAUUUAUCUGUAGAGUCUGGUGGAUGGGUGGAUGACAAUGUAGGGUUUUUUCAUUUCUAACAGGGGAGGGAACAUAUAUCUGGUUAAUUUAACAGUAUCUGACUAAUGAAUUCAGCUUCUGAAGAAAAGCAAGAAGAAAUCCUUUCAGUAGUUCUAAGUCAUCUAAAAGACAACAAGUGAAUAAGCAAGGACCAGCAAGAAUUUGUCAGAGCAUUAAUUUAAGCUAAUUUCUUUUUCUGGUUUGAUAAUCAUGCCUUUGAGUCAUGUCUUGGCUUCUGUAAGGCUUUUGUUGAUACCUGUGAGAAUAUCCUGUGAAGUUAAAGCCAUAUGACUUAAAAUAACUUGCUACAGUGUGGACAUAAACUGUUAAAAAGACUGUACUGGGAAGGGUUAUUAAUGCCACAUGAAACUGGAAGGCUGUAUUGAAUGGCAUUGCACCAAGAUCUGCCUGUGCCCUCUGAUAAAUAUUUCCAUAAUUCAGUAAUGGAAUACAAAGUAUUCUUAUUACUUUCACAGAUCAAACCAAUAUUGGAAGGGCAACAAAUGCUCUUGACAAACUGGAGAAGGAGUUGAGGAAAAAUAGGAUGCAGGUCAAUGAGAAAAUUGUUCAACAAAUAUGAAUAGAGGAUGGGACAUUACGUAAGACAGCAGCUGUGCUGUGUUGAUCCCCAGGUAUGAAAUGGAAACUGAGUGUUCAGGGAACCUGUUCUAGAAGACAAGGUAUUUAGCAUAACUGUUUAAAAGGACCUGAGUUCUUUAAGUUCCUAGUUCGUGUUAUACAGCAAAUGUAUUAUAUUAUUUUUAAUACCACUAAAGGGUAAUUUCUUCAUGCAACCUGUUUCUCUUACAAACUUGUUAGAUUGGAAUUUGUAUAUAUGAAACAUCAUUUAUCUACUCAUCACCCACUUUUCUUUUUAGAGGUAACAUUCCAAACCCGGAUAGAAUUUAAAUUGCAAGGAAACAAGUGUUCUGUUGAACUUGGAGUUAGGAAUCUUUUCAUGAGCAGUGCUAGAGGAGCUCCACUUCAUCUUUUUUGUUUUUGUAGUUGGUAAUCUAAGACCAUAUUAUAGCAGAUAUAGCAAUAUAUGUACUUGUCACUCUGUUUUCUACAAAGAUUAGGUAUAGCAGGUCACCUGAUUAUUAUAUUUUGUGUUCAGUUCUAGCUGUGGAACGGGAAAACUUAUUCUGUGAUUUAAAAUCCUCUUUAAGAUUUUCCUUUCAUUUUUUGAGACUUCUUUUCUGGCAUAACAUAGGUCAAUAGUCAAAAAUUCAUAAUACACUUUAGUGUAGGUUUUUUAACCAUUGCUACUUUUGGAAACACUCUAAUUUUUUUUUUUUUUUUCCAAAUGCUUACUAUCUGUUCUUUAAACUAUGAGUGACAUUUUAGUCUGUAUUUUUGCAGUACUUAUUACAACAGCAAUUGAGUUUACUUGGACUCCCUACUACCUACCAGAAAAGAGCGAAGCAGAUCUAUAAACAGAGGAAGACAUUAAGUGACUUUUUUUGUUCUAUUCUGUUUGAACAUCUGAAAUUAACUUCUGUGUCUACAUUGAGUAUUGCACUUCCAAAUAUGCAUAUAUAUGUGUGUAUACAUAUAGAUAUCAUACAAUUUUAGAAGAUCAAUAGGAGAUCUGUAAAUAUGAUUGGAGGUUUAGAAAAGACUUUUUUUAAAAGUUAAUUACAUUUUUCAAAAGUAAUAACAAAGCAGCAGUAAGAAAAAUUGCAAGCAGUUCAAGUAUUAGUUAUUAUGCAUCUUCUCUGUGCUUUUCUAGCAUCAGUCUUCAAUCUUUCCUGAAAACUAAACUAUUUUACAGGGUUUUUUUAGAGGGCAGGAGCAGAUGUUCUCCUUGGCAUAACUUAUUCCUCCAGCAUGAUUCUCUUGAGUAAUUAUAGUAUGUUCUACAGUGCAGUACUAACUUUUCUGUACUUUAUGUUUUGCUGUAUAUAUUUCUUUAAAUAUGUUGAAUUACUGUAACUGAGAAGUACAUGAAACUGAAAGAACUUGUGGAAACUACUUUCCUCUUAAAGAAUAAUCUCCCACAUUUUUUGAAUUAGCCUGAUAUAAUCUUAUGCAUCUGAUCAAGACUAUAAUAUUAGAUUGAGAUGUA